UCAUCUCACUCUCUCUUCUUCAUGAUAGGCCGCUUCCUCCUACAGCAAGAGUCUGACUAAAUCAGAAGAUGGUUAGUGCCAUGGGAAGUGCCGCUGUUGGGCUGAUGUUACCGGCUACAUUUCCGUCAAAGCUGGGCCUCCGUCGUUAACUGUUACCAGCCGGUCGGUGAUGAUAGAUUAUUUCCAGAGAUGUAGCCGAGGCUGCACACCUCCGUUACUUGGAAACUGUCAGAAAUUUCUGCGGAAAGUUUUUCUCUCUCGGAUGGAAGAGGUUUUGAGACAAAGCGGUUACCACGGCGCUGUUUUCUCCCCUGUUUUUGUGAUAAUGGAAGACGACAGGCUCUGAGUGACACCAUGUCUUGGGGGGAGUUCAUCGAGCUUCGUGACCUGCGUGCGAACACGGAGCAGAUAGAGCUGACGGGCACACGUUUGCCCUGCUCACCCCCUCGCCUGGAAAGAACCAACGCCCUGAGGAUCAGCCCGGGGAAGGUCCCGGACCUGCUGAGCCGGGUCGGCAUCAUCAGAGUCCUGAGCAGCACCCAGGACCCCCAGCUCCUGGAGGGGAAGGGAGAAGGACACAACUUCCAACCCUGCAGCCACGCUCAGCCCACAUGGUGCGACCUGUGCGGAGACUUCAUCUGGGGCCUUUACAAGCAGAGCCUGCGGUGUGUCAAUUGUAAAUUCACAUGCCACUACCGCUGUCGUGCCCUGAUCCAGUUGGACUGCAGCUGGGACCGAGGCUCUGUGUCCGACCAGACAUGCGUUGUGGAGCACACCAUAGAAACAGACACAAAUGUGGAUGAACAAACUGAAUGUGGCAAGCAGGAGUUGACAACUGCAGACAUUCAGCAGAAGGUGAAGGAAUACAACGCUCAGAUCAACAGCAAUCUGUUCAUGAACAUGAACAAAGACGGUUCCUACACUGGCUUCAUAAAGGUGCAGUUCAAGUUGGCGCGACCUGUGUCGGUUACACCUCCUAAGAAAGGCGGUCACGACGCUGCAGGGAGGAAGGCCAGCGGAGUGAAGCGUCGCACCUCUUUCUACCUGCCAAAGGACGCAUCCAAGCACCUGCACAUAAGCUCUCGCACUUCUGCCCGGGAGGUCAUUGAAGCUUUACUGAAAAAGUUCACUGUGGUGGACAAUCCUGGCAAGUUUGCUCUGUUUGAGCGCAGCGAGCGUCAUGACCAGGUUUAUGUUCGUAAGCUGUCUGAUGAUGAGCGCCCCCUCCGUCUGCGUCUGUGUACUGGACCCAGUGAGAAAGUCCUCAGUUUUGUGCUCAAAGAAAACGAGACUGGAGAAGUCAAUUGGCAUGCCUUCUCCAUGCCCGAGUUAAAGAACUUCCUGCGCAUCCUGCAGCGUGAAGAAGAGGAGCACAUCAAGCAGAUAGUGCAGCGAUACGCUCUGGCCCGCACUAAGAUGCAGGAGGCUCUGGCAGGCUCCACCCCCGGCUGAGACCACUCUGCGCCCGGGGUUCAACGUGCACCUCUUGGCUGGAUGAUGACCAGUCAUUGCUGCAUCCAAAGAUCCCCAGAGAAUGCAACUCAAAAACGCCUCUUCGGUGAACGAGAGAGUGAGACAGGGCGCAAGACUAUGAGAGAGAGAGAGCGAGAGAGCUAGCGCGAAUGUGCGUGUGAAAUGAUGCGAGAGAUGAGAAGUGCCUUACACCUGGAGAGUCUGAUGUGCCUGAGAGAAUGAGUUGAGAGAGAUGAAGACUGGCAGAUGAGACAGCGGUCGUACCCCUGUUUGGGUGCUAUCUGAUCAUCCUGUACCUCAGCUAUGUCACUUUAGCUUUAAAGAAAAUGUCAGCAUUAUAAGAUAUUAAACAAAUCCCUUUGUUAGUUAUAUAUUAGUUGAAAGAGAGCAAGAACUGCUUUAUAGUUGAGCAUAAAAUCACCUUGAAAUUACAUUCCUCUUAUUUUUGCCAUUACUGCCCUUUUUAGAUUCUCAAUCUGGUCUUGAACACCAUACCAUGGAAAAAAAUACUUACUGACAUUGUCCAGACUGCUAUCAUGUAAGAAAGUUAAACACAUAUUGGCUGCUUAAAGGUAUUUGGAUUUUCAUUAGACCCAGUCUCAAAAGUCUGCCAUGUUGUCUCCACACCCUCAGUGGGUGCAACUCUUUUCUUUUUUUUUUUUUUUUUUUUUUUUUAAGAAGUUUUGUGAGUAUGACCUAUGUGUGGACAUUUGUAUGCAAUUAUGAAUGUCAGGGAGAACUGUGUCAGUGUCACUUUGGUCGAGUGGAAUCAUGAAUGAAUAUUGGUAUACAUGUGUUUCACUGGAAGCUGUUUGUCAUUCCUCAUAUCUGUGUUUUUUCCUGUCCUCAGAGAAAAUGUUUGUCCUCUGUUUUUCAGCUUACUUUCAUUGUAUCCAUCUAUGCACAAAUUCCCAUGUUGUAGCAACCUUAAAAAUGUGUGACAAAUGUGCACUGCCUUCAGUAAAGAAUUUACCAGA
This is a messenger RNA of Lates calcarifer (barramundi perch), 2450 nucleotides long. Its product is annotated as ras association domain-containing protein 1. Gene Ontology annotation, cellular component: nucleus; microtubule cytoskeleton. The record is from RefSeq and is a predicted model, not a curated record. The coding region runs from base 355 to 1452 and encodes 365 amino acids. Gene Ontology annotation, biological process: Ras protein signal transduction. NCBI's taxonomy places the organism in Eukaryota, Metazoa, Chordata, Actinopteri, Centropomidae. The transcript has 7 exons.